Messenger RNA from Silurus meridionalis, 2702 nucleotides. It is a transcript of the gene inka2, whose product is annotated as inka box actin regulator 2. The coding region runs from base 471 to 1673 and encodes 400 amino acids. Gene Ontology annotation, cellular component: nucleus. The record is from RefSeq and is a predicted model, not a curated record. The transcript has 2 exons. NCBI's taxonomy places the organism in Eukaryota, Metazoa, Chordata, Actinopteri, Siluriformes, Siluridae. Gene Ontology annotation, molecular function: protein serine/threonine kinase inhibitor activity; protein kinase binding.
UGUCCAUUGAUCAUCUAUUGACAGGAUUACUGGCUGUAAAGCUCGUUUUGUUUUGUACUCUGAAAACCGUUAGUUAAACCCCCCUGCUUGUUAGGUGUGUCCUGGUGAUCUGAAACGAAGUUUGAACGCCACACGUGGAGACAAUCACACUGCUGGACUUUCCCACAGACGCUCAGUGCACUUCAUUCAUCACAGGCUUCAGGGCGAGGAGAGCCGGGUUGGAGAAAUGUCAGCUGAUGGAGGAGUGCUGUGAGAGAUCUGCAGAAUUAAAGCACAGUGUGUGUGUGAGUGCGAGUGCGUGUUAACUAAAGAUCUAGAGGUCGUGCUUUCGAUUCACAACUUUGUGGUGCUAAAAAUACGUCCUGGAGAUCUACAGAAGAAGACGUACACAGAGGCUUUUCCAUACUACAGCUGAAUUAUCAGGAUUUUUUAAUAGGACAGUGUGUAAUUAAUUAAUAUUUAAUAGCAAGAUGGAGCGCGUGCCAGAGCGCAAAGAGAUGGACAAGUGCCUGAAACGUUUAAAGCAGGAAAUGACCUCCAUGCGGGAGGCAGGCAAUGGUCUUCAGACUCAGAUGAACUCUAUGAUGGGAGCUUUGCAGGAGCUGAAAAUCCUAAAGGUGCAGACUGCAUUGGAGCAACUUCAGAUCUCCUGCAACACCAAUCAGCUUUAUCAGCACUCUCCUCAUAGACCCAUGACCUCAGAUACAGCACUCACACAUCAUCUGGAUCAUAACCCAAGAGGAAGCAGGCAAAACGAUACAUGGAUUUCAGAACAGCCCAAAAAACAUAUCUUUACAAGAGAUUCAAGUCUGUCUGACCUUCAAAUGGAACCCUCUACGUUUUUCACCAGCACUCCAUUUGAGAAACAUAGUCUGGUCCCACCCAAUGUACCUAGAAGGCAGGAACCUAAAGGAACCCACCUUAGAGGAAGUCUGUGCAAUUCUGCUUCUUUCUCUAGCUUUGAGGAUGACAGCUUUUCCUCAUUUGAUGAUCGAGACAGCAAUUCUUUAUGCAAUACUGCAAGUCAUUCAACCUCAAGAUCCCCAUCUGAGGGGCAUCAACUUUCAUCCAAUUCACCCACAAUGGCUGAGCUCCAAGGACUAAUGGACACCCUUUCACGGGAAGGGCCUUCUAUCGACAGUGAUUUUUCUCAAUUCGACAACGAGGACUCUGGUGAUUGGACGUCCUCUUUAAUGAGUCAAAGCAGAAACAGGCAGCCAUUAGUGCUCGGAGACAAUGUCUUUGCCGAUUUAGUGGGUAACUGGCUUGACCUGCCCGAACUGGAGAGCCGAAUAUCUGGUGAGGCAGAGAACACAGGAAGGAUUGCUGAAGCAUCUCAGCAUCCACUACGACUCAGCUGCUCUCAGGAGUUCUGCAGACGUCUGUCUCUAACCACCAGUAUCUUCAAAAAGGUCUUGCGAAGCAUUCGACCUGACCGAGAGAAACUUCACAAAGAGAGACCAGGAUGGUUACACCUUGAGGACGAGGAGGAAACCAUCUUUAAAAGAGCCAAGAAGAAGAACAAAGGGUGCAAACCUAAAGAUAGUGUCUACAGACCAUUCUGGACAAGAGCUGGUGGAUUGAGAGGGAAAAGCAAACCAAAACCAGAAAACACAGAGAUCAAAGUUUCAAAAAAGCCGAUAUUUGAUUAUAGCUCUGCAGUCUGGGUUUAAAAGCUAUUUCUACAAACAGUGAUAGUCACAGGUGCAAAAACAUAGAACGUAUUUAACAAAAAACAAGUUUGGAAUUAUAACAAGAUAAAAGAGCUAAAAUGAAGACAAUCUCAGGACCUUUUGGACAUUUAGAAGCCAAGAAUGAACACAUGCCCAGUGUGGAAGAGAGGGGGAUUGUUUAACUCUCUCUUUCUGUCAUGUCAUCACCCUUGUUCUGAAGGUGAAGGUACCAAUUUGUUUUCAGACUCUCACAUGUUCCCAAGGCUCAAGCUCAAGCUUGUGAUUAACAUUGCUGUAGAUUCCUUUACUAUAGAAUCAUCCAUAUACACCAAAUACUGUGUCUGUGAAUAAUAACAACAUAUACAGUGCUCAAAUGAUUAUAUUACUGAAAAGUGAAAACAUCAAGACCUUUUUAAGGUCAUGUUGAGGAAAAAAACAAGCGGUCUAUUCCUGAUGAGACAAAUUAACUAGUGUCAAUCUGCUUAUUGAUUGUCUGCCUGUUUAGACAACCUUUAGAGUAGGAGCAUCCUGAUGUCAGUCAAAAUCAAGUGCUGAAUACCCAAAAAUAAGUAUCUAAAUACCUCUCAUCUAAAAUGUUCACAUAAAAUAGUGUGAAUACAAUAAAAUAUUUAAUUUGUGUAACUUAUGAACAUGUUAAUAUUAUGCAAAUGCUCUUCCACAUGCUAAAUGUUUUGUUUUCUUAUUAACUCGUAUGGCAAACAGAAUUCCUGUAUAAGCACAUUGACCCAGUGAACAUGCACAUUGUUGGAACACAGCACAGUCAUGAUUAAUUGAUCAACUGAAAUAAAGACUAAUAUCAUGUCAAACAUUCACUCUGAACUAUGUAAUGUUAGUACUGAACAUUUAUGAAAUCCAUGCAACUUUUUGUGGAGGUUUAUUAUUCAGAUUUCUGGAGUUAAGCAUGUAGAAUUUUUUUUUUUUUUUUGCCAUGAUUAUUUUCUAUAAUGACCAAAGAGCUUCUUUUUUGUCAAAUCAAUUUAUGUUAACAUUGAGAAUCGAAGUACUUCA